GGUUCCUUGACGCAAAACACAAGGGAAAGGAAAAUGGUGGAGCGCCGUGAUUCCUCCACAAAGAAAACCAUAACAAAUGCUUAAACCAACCUUGAACGAGGGAGUUAUACUUCGACGCUCUACAGGAGGUGAAAACAGUGGACAUAUUGGAAUGUGAAGCUGACAAUGGGUGCGAAACAAAGCACAAACACCCCAACACGGACACGGACGUUUUCGACAGGGGAUGCGGGGGGCUCGCUCGCAGGCGCCCAUUUCGCUAUUCCAGCCAGCGUUGCCGAGAGUCUAGGACUGCCAGGGACUAGCAGCGGUGGUGAAUACUCUCGUAACAGAGCUAGAAGCCUGGGAGGGGUGCCUAGCACCUCAAGUAACGGACAUUCUAAUGGACAUCCCAUAGGAAUACCUAACAGUAGUAAUAACGGACUCCACGGGGGCGUCUCAAGGGGAGCCGAGGGACAUUCGAGUCGCAGUACCCCCGAGGAGACCUCACGUGCUAUGACGAGCACUCGAGGACUGGCCCAUUCAUUACCAGUACAUUUGCUAGCGUUUCCAGGAAUUUCAGGGCUCAAGUGUCCAAUUUGUUCCAAGCUGGUAUUGCCUGAUGAUAUAGAGUGUCAUCUAGUCAUGUGUUUAACACGACCAAGAAUUAGUUAUAAUGAGGAUGUGCUUACAGAGGAUAAGGGGGAAUGUGUAAUAUGUUUUGAGGACCUCCAGCAGGGUGACACCAUUGCCCGCCUUCCUUGUCUUUGUGUAUAUCAUAAACCGUGCAUUGAUCAGUGGUUUGAUGUAAAUAGGUCCUGCCCUGAGCACCCCAUUGAUUAGGACACAUUGUCACAACCGACUGUUUGUCACACCUGACACAUUUGCCAUAGUCAUGUGACAGUGGACACAAUAUAUAUCACAACCAGGUGUCUGUCACACCUAACACAAUGACCACAGUCAGGUGACAGUGGACACAAUGUCACAACUAACACAAUUAUAAUGAUGUGCCAGAGGAUACCAGUCAGCUCAUCAUUAUAGUGAUAAGAGAAUACAGGAUUUUCCUACAUGGAAGAAAAUUUUGCCACAAUUUAACAAGUGGAUGUAGAUAGUAAUAAAAGAACUCAUUUUCAUGAUAAUAAUGUUCAUAAGCAUAUUUUAUUUAUAAACUGACACUGUUGUUGUACAGAAGAGCUAAGUCAUCAUGUUAAUCAUAAAAUGAUGUAAGGUUAUGUAUUUUUACUAAAUAAGCAUUAAUUGCCACUCCAUGCUCUAAGAGCAGCAGUCCUGUCAAGCCUCAGCUCUCACACUUCCUGAACAUAGAAACUCCUGGUUAUUUUUGCAGCAUGAAUAAGCUUAGAAUUGAUUUACAACAAAGCAUUGAAAUGCCAAGGGUACCCUGGAAAUCUCAGUUGGGGAAAAAGCUGGGAAUGUUAAAUGUAUAGUGAAUUCCUUGUCUUAUGAAGGUGCCAUUUGUCAGUGAGAUAUGUUGUUUUCAGAGAGAAAGUUGCCAGACCACUAAUGUUUUCUAACAUGAUGAUGAUGAUAUGCUGUGUUGCAUACACAGGUUUGACUUUGGAAGACUUGUAUGAAAUCCACCUGAAGAGCUCACUUCAAUAUCCACCUGAGUUUCAACCAUAAUAAUGGAAAUAUAAAAUGUGGCCUAAUUUCAAGGGAAUCCAUAUUAAAUAAUCUAAAAUUAUAUUCCAGAUCACUAAAAAAAGGAGACAUGCUUUGGUAUGUUUCUGUGUGGAGCACUUUGUAUUUUAAAAAAUAUUUAAAGGCAAUUUCAUGUUGAAGGGUUGCCAAGAACUGAAUAAUUCCAAGGAAUAUUGCAGUUGGAGUCUGGACGAGUUUCUUGAAGAAUAUUUGGAGGUAUGACAUAAGACAAAUAGAAUUCUUGUGGAUUUUCCAUGCACAGAAAUCUUUGGGUGAAAAAAGGGAACAUUUUCAGACUGGCUUGGGAGUUGCACAGAACGUCUUCAUUCCUUGGAGACAUUUACUUAGGAUGUUACACAAUAAAGACUGAUCAUCAAAAUAGCAAAGAAACCUUGGAAUUUUCUCAGGAAUUAACAGCGUGGAUGCUGAAUCAGUCUUCACAGGAAAGGAAGAGAAUUUUGAUGAAUGGAGUUGUUGAUCUAAGCUAGUAUUGCACUGACAUGACUGCAAUUUCUGAGAUAAAUGGACUUAGACCAAAAUGAUGAGCAUGAAAGGGUUCUUUUGUGAAAAGGAAGGGGUAAAAUUGCCAAUCAUUUUUUAAAUGUUUUUUUUUUAAUUCCAUACUGCUCAAGAUGACAUGCUGUUUCAUUUGAGAUACGGUGAUUGCAAGCUACAGAGUACUGAAAAAUUAAUCUUAAUUCGUAACAAAAUAGGAAAGCAUGUGUUUCAGGGUUUACAGUAAACACUUGCAUGUCAUUUUUGCCAGGUGGGAAUAAUUUACUAGCUUUAUAUAUUGAAAGCAUAUAUCAGAGUAGCAGGUAAAACUUUGAAAUUUAGGGUGAAAAGUAAGAUAAACAUGAGUGAAAAAAUAAUAUUGCUUCAGUAAAUUAGUUGAUUUGAAAAUCCAUAUUGCCUUAAUUACUGCCACAGUUAAAGUUGGGUGUACGAAAUUGACGUGCUCUCAGGUGCACAUCAUUACGUCAAAGCAGAGUGGGUGCCAUUGCCAUGGAAACAAACCUGUUUGACGUUAACCUUAAACCGGCACAUCUGUCAAUAGAGCUAGUAUUUACAGAGGAUCUCGAGCCAUUUUUUUAAAUUCUGACACGGUUUCUGUACGAUAGUGAUGUGGUUUUAGGAAAUUGGUAUUGGGGUGCAAAAAGUGGAGGGCCAAGUCUCUUACGGGAGAUGUUUUUUGUAACGCCUUUUUGAUACGUUAGCGUGAUCUGGUUCUAAAUCUCCAGAUAUUGAUAAAUACAUUAACGUAUAGCGUGGUAAGUCAUUGGCGGCAAAUGUUACAUUUUGAUAGGACUUGAGACCAUUUUUAUUUGGUUAAAAAACUUUGACCCUACGGUUGUGGAAUAGUUGAAACUAGACCCGGUUAGUUGAAAGAGGUCAGCAUUAUUAGCACUUUCAGAUCAACUUUGCUUUGCCAUAUUUAACUUAUAUGCCAAUUUCUUUCUUUAUUCCGAAGUUGAUGCCAAAUUGAUGCGGUUCAUAACUGCAGCCCAAACCAUAUUACUGUGAAAUUUGACCAGGUUGGCGAAACCUUGGUGACAUUAAGGUGAAUACUAGUUAUUAAUAUUUAGCAGAGUCCAUCACAAUAACAUGAUUGAAAACAUUUAGUUAUGCAUUUAAAUUUAUAUUUGAGUUAUAUUUAUGCUAUGAAAAAUUACCUUAUUUUAGUAAUUGGUGCUUGAGUUGGUUAUGGGAGUCUGGCGUUCAUAAAUUUAACUUCAUGGCGUCCGUAAAUUUGGCGCAUGUUGUAAAAUUUUAUCUGAAAGACAUUAACACCAACAGGGAUAUGGCACAGCAACAAAACACCAAUUUAUAGAAGAUGAAGUAACUAACUUUGGAAGUCCUGGGCGAAGGUGAUUGAAUUUGAUAGGCGGCCAUUGUACAUUUGGGACAUAUCGGCGUUUCCGUAAUUACACUUUUAACAGAUAGAUACGGCAUCGGCCAAAGGUCGCAAUUGUGUUUUGGCCGCCAUGUCACCGCUACCACAAUUGGUAAUGUCUUGUAGUCUGUUGUUCAUGCUGACAUAUUCAACAUAUUGCGUCGAGGAACAGUUUUAAGUUUGACUGGUUUACAAUAUAAUCGCAUCUCUGGUCGAUCAAAUUGAUUAACCAAGAGCUUAAACGUCUGUGAGGAGAGAGUGUACACCAAGAUGUCCCAGUAGUGUUCUGGGUUCAACAGAAAGCAAAAAGCACAUUUUAAACCUUUUCUCUGACGCGGCUGAAUGUAAGAAAUUAGGCAGGUGACAAAUUUGUGAUAAGUUUGUGAAAAGUUUGUCAAAGCUCAUGCUCAAUCUUGGGUCAAAAAUAAAUCCAGCUUACAUUAUGUUGUAAAGGUAUCUCGUUAAUCCCGUCUGGUUCACAAGGAGAUGGAUAUACUUAGACUGGGUUGCCAUACCUAGAUUAAUCUAACGGGAUCGGUCCAUCUCGAAGGGUUUUCUCUCUAAAUUGCUUUUGGCUUAAGCGGCUUAGAUGUCUGCUAAACGAUAGUAAAUAUCCCCAUAUCAGCUUCAGUAGGCGUGUCAGACAUCUAAGUCACUUAAGUUGAUUGCAAUUUGGCGAGAAUCCCCUUGGAGACAGAUCGCUCCAAAGUUAGUACAAAAGGGUCUGGGAACGGUCCUUUAGGUAACUUAGUUUGCACUUGUUUUCCCCUCUAGGACCACAGAUAGUUUGUCCACUGGAUAUUGUCAGACGUCGCUCUGGAUAAUUCUGUGCACCUUUAAGUUAAUUUUUGCACAUGGAUUUUGCUCAGAACGGCCCAUCUCGCUAGAUUUUGUGGUGCCAACAGUGUAGAAAAGGCUGAUAUAAUGUAUUAUGUAAGGGUAAUGAAACAGCGAUGAAAUGAAUCCAUUAAAAGUUGUAUUUUGUAUUUUCACUUUGUAAACUUUGCACACAUGACUUCGCAUGGUUUGAAUCGCAUAUGAAAUCUGAAUAUAAUGGUAAUAUCUAAAUAUCGAUGUUUGGCAAAAGGCAAUGCUAUAAUUUAUAUGGAAAUAAUACUGUGAUGAAAUGAUA
Lingula anatina is the source of this 4661-nucleotide messenger RNA. RefSeq names its product E3 ubiquitin-protein ligase ZNRF1. Gene Ontology annotation, cellular component: membrane; intracellular membrane-bounded organelle; cytoplasm. Gene Ontology annotation, biological process: protein K48-linked ubiquitination; proteasome-mediated ubiquitin-dependent protein catabolic process. The record is from RefSeq and is a predicted model, not a curated record. NCBI's taxonomy places the organism in Eukaryota, Metazoa, Brachiopoda, Lingulata, Lingulida, Lingulidae. Gene Ontology annotation, molecular function: ubiquitin protein ligase activity.